AUGCACAUUUUACUGAUAUUUUGUACACUUUUACUCGUUGGAACAAGUAUUGGAGAACACGUAACUGUCACUUAUCAUUAUUGGGAGAAAAAUGACAAGAUAGUAGAGAGAGUGGAAUGGUUCACAAAGUUUGUGGCGAAUUCGAAUAGAUUCUGGACGAGUAAUUUGGUUUAUUUGCAGCAGAAUGAUAAGGUUGAUAGGAUUCAGAUUUCUAGUGAAAGUUGGAAGUCUGCAACUGUGGAGGAUACGAUAACAGAAAUGGAUCAUCUCGACAGCUUCUUUGUUUCACUUUUCCAAAGAUUCGCUGACAAACUGUACACGAAUCUUGCGUUGGAUAGUCUUCCAGUGUUUGACCCUUCCGUAUUCCAAAAAUCCUACCACGCCUAUGAAAACUACGAGAUCAAUGCGCAAAGUGUGGACACCUUUAAAUUCGACUAUUGGCUGAAAAUCUCUGACGAAGGGGGUCAACGUGGCAAUCGGCAUGUCUUCGCGUUGUUGACUAGGAAAGAAUCCUUCGAGCAAUGGGAAGCCAUCAUGACGUUUGUCGACUCACUGAAACGUAGUAAUCAGAAGGGAUACAUUGUGGAUUGUGGGAAAGAGAACACUGUCUGCCCGACCACUGAAAAUACCGAUAUUCCAGUGCUCUACGUUUUCCGAGACGAUGAAAUUCAACUGGUUUAUGAUGGAGACUUUCAGAAGGAUCAUGUCUAUGAUUGGAUGUUAACAAUCAAGCAACCCGAAAUAAAACUUCUCAAAGAAGAAAUCGUUCCCCAGUACCGUAGUGGUAUCAUUCCUGGAUUCGACCGUCCGAGAGAUACCGUAACCAUCCUUUUCAUCCAUACGAAGAAGUCUAAAAUCUGGCAGAAUUAUGUGAAGUUUGCCAAGGAAAAUUAUGGAAAAUAUCAUUUGACAGCAUUGAUUUCCGAGGAGGUUAAGAAAUGGUCCAUCUAUCCUGCUUUCAUCACCAUGAAGCCUCAAGAUGACUAUGUGAAAGCCUUCACACUUCAUAAGGAUAUCGACUGGAACCGAAUGGUGGAGUACCUGGAGGACGGCGUUCAUCCUGGGUGUCAUCCGAUGACGUGUGCUAGUGAAUUUCUGUUCGCAACUAGCACAGCAAAGCCAUUAGUGGUGUAUUUCGACCCGCUGAACACCAAAAAUGCAACAGCUUUCAAAAUGGCUGCUUCGCAAGAGCAAACAGGAGUUCGAUCUGCUCAUUUUGCCGCUGUCACCGGAUUCGACCUAUUUGGCUUGUAUAUCAUGAGUGUUUUCAAUGUGAAUACACCCAGUUAUGUCGUGAUUUUGAGACAAGAAAAAGGGUGGUGUAUUUUUUCAAGAGAUAUCGAAAAUGACACUUUCUCCAGUAUAAGAACAUGGGUGCGAAAUUUGGAGCCGACUAUUUGCCCUGAUUUUAUCGAAGAUUUCAAGUUCCCAAUUACUCGGCUCAAUCUUCUAGAACGAUAUGAAGACGUAGAUGAACUGGAAAGAGAGCACACUUCGGUUGAGAGGAAUAGAGACGAAUUAUAG
Molecule: messenger RNA, 1524 nt
Organism: Caenorhabditis remanei
Lineage: Eukaryota; Metazoa; Nematoda; Chromadorea; Rhabditida; Rhabditidae
Exons: 9
Coding region: 1-1524 (507 amino acids)
Source: RefSeq, a predicted model, not a curated record